Molecule: messenger RNA, 1386 nt
Organism: Carassius carassius (crucian carp)
Lineage: Eukaryota; Metazoa; Chordata; Actinopteri; Cypriniformes; Cyprinidae
Exons: 6
Coding region: 85-867 (260 amino acids)
Source: RefSeq, a predicted model, not a curated record
GUUUCUGCAGCAGUCUCGUCUGUGGUAUAGAUGUGAUUUCGGUUUUCUGAUGCCUGAACCUAAGAUACAUGCAGAACAUUUAUCAUGGUGAAUCUGCUGCUGCUGCUGGGUUUGAUCACUUACAGCGCUCAGUUUAAAACCUCCGCUAUAUCUGUGUCAGGAGAAAAGAGAGGAAACAUCAGACUCAGAUGUGAACAUGAGGACAAUAAUACUGUUAUCACUGAUUUAUUCACUCCAUCAAGAGUCAUAUCUGUGUGUGAGACUGAAGAAUGUAGUGGACGAGUGUUUAAAGAAGGAAACUGUGACGUCGUCAUCAAGAAUCUGAUCUUCAGUGACGCUGGGAAAUACACUUUGAGAAUCUAUUACAAUAAUGAUCAGACAGAGCUGAAGUACCAACUUCAUAUUCAUGAUGAGGUCUCUGUGGACAUCGGUGAGCAGCUGAAGUUAGAUGUUCUGUUGUCAGAAGCUGAUAAAGUGCAGCAUCAGAGCAGAAGAAGCACAGAGUGGAUGAAGGUCUGGAGCAGAAGUGAUGGAGUUCAGAGCCAAAGAAUCAGCAUCAGAGAUAGAAACCUGAUCAUUAGUAACUUUACAGCCAGAGACACAGGAUCAUACAGAGUUCUGGAGCCUUCAGGAGAAACCUUGAUCACAGUCACAGUCAGAGAAUCAAAGGAAAAACUGGAGCACACUGAUGACACUAAAUAUGAUCCUGUCGUCUCUUGGAUUGCACUGACUGUGGUUGUGCUUCUGCUGGCUCUGAUUCUGACUGCUGUCACGUUACACAAGCGUCUGCUCAGAGGUGACCUGCGGUGUCUCUCGAGGAGGACAAGAGCCCCAGAAGCACUGAGGGCCCAUAAUGAUGUCUGCUGAGGGCCCCACAGACUCUGAUUAAACUGGAGAGGUGUGCAGGACAUUAGUGACCUCACUGCUGAACACUGAACUCACCAACACUUCAACAGAUGUGUAAAGAAGCAGAAACAUCAGUAGAAACGGUUAGAAACAAUAUGUGUUCAAGAACUGGCUUCAAAUAUCAGACGUGUGUGAAUCCCUCAGACUGGAUGAAAUCAAAGUCUGAAACUAAAGAAAUCACGUGUUCAUCACACAGUUCAGGAUUUUCUGGUAAAUCUGUCAGAUCUGACUGAGCAAAGUCUAGCAGCUCACACUGUUUUCAGUCUUUAUGCACAUUUGAGCUGGAGCCUAUCUCUGUUUGUUAUCUGUAUCUGCAUUCAGCAUUAGACAGUGUGCAUGUAAAUAUGUGUAUUUGUACAGUUUUCUAUUGUUUAUAUGUUGCUUUUGUUUGUUUAAUAGAGAAUGUACAUUAUUAUUGGUAAAUAUGCUUUGAAACAGUAUUUAUUCUGAAAAACUAUACAAAAAAUAAAGCGCUUUAAG